AUGGAGAAGAACUCGAAGUGGUCCACCAUUUCCAGUACCUUGGAUCAACAGCCUCAGACACCUUGUCACUGGAUACUGAAAUCAACAAGAGGAUGGGAAAGGCAUUCACAGUCCUGUCAAAACUCACCAAGAGUCUUGGAAAACAAGCAUGUCACCACCCAGACCAAAAUGAGUGUGUACAAAGUCUGUGUCAUCGGUACUCUUUUAUAUGGCAGCAAGUCCUGGACAACUUACUCCUUGCAAGAAAGGAAGCUUCAAGUGUUCCAUCUCAGAUGUCUCUGCAGGAUUCUUGGGAUCUUAUGGCAAGACAGGGUCUGCAACAACAAAGUUCUUGCCUGUGCAGAUCUCCCCUCCAUGUACACCUUGCUACACCAGAGACGCCUGCGCUGGCUUGGCCAUGUCCACAGGAUGGACGAUGGACACAUUCCCAAGGACCUCUUGUAUGGAGAGCUGGCCACCGGAAAGAGAAGCAGAGGGCGCCCUCGACUGUGCUAUAAGUUUGUGUGCAAGCGUGACUUGAGGGUUUGCAACAUCAAUACCAAGUCAUGGGAAACUUUUGCCAUAGACCGAACUAUCUGGAGGCAGCAGGUGGCGACCAGUCAGCAACAAACAAAAUAA
This is a messenger RNA of Penaeus chinensis, 618 nucleotides long. RefSeq lists its product as uncharacterized. The transcript has a single exon. The record is from RefSeq and is a predicted model, not a curated record. Lineage: Eukaryota; Metazoa; Arthropoda; Malacostraca; Decapoda; Penaeidae. Bases 1 to 618 code for a protein of 205 amino acids.